AAUCCACCAUAGUUGCUGGAACUGUGCUGGGAAAGGCAAUGUAAAAAAUAAAAUAUCUGAGCCGGCACAUUACAAGUCGGGUCGGCAAAGGGUAUAGAACAGUCCCAUGAACUUUGCAAAGGCAGCGUUGAUUUCAUGUGUUUUCUUGUCUUUAACUGCAUCCUCUAUAGAGUCCCUUGAAAAGACAAUGGACUUUGAGCAGAAUUUGCAUCUGGGAGCUAAGGGGGCAGAGGAGGGAGUAGUGGCAAAAGAGAACAGGAACCAAUGCCCCACAGGCUGGUUCCAAUUUGGAUCACGCUGCUUCAUGUUUGUCGAGACUGCAAGGUCAUGGCCCCUAGCAGAGCGCCACUGUGUGUCCCUUGGAGCAAACCUGGCGUCUGUGCACAGCUCUGCGGAGUAUCAAUUUCUACAGYKAYUMGUGGYGWGCAAGACUYGCGGUUUSUCAYCUACCUGGAUUGGAGGAUUUGAUGCUGUUCAGGACAGGCUAUUUUGGAGUGAUGGCUCCGAAUUUGAUUACCAGAACUGGAUGAAAGGAGAGCCCAAUAAAGCGGUGGCAGAGACCAUGUAUGUGAUCAACUGGGGAGAUGAAUACCGCUGGAACGAUAUAAACUGUGGAAACAAAUUUCCCUCGGUGUGCUCCAAAAGAAUCUGUGAAARCAAGAAAAACUGAAACCAAAAAUGCUACUCCAUAGUGCCAACAUCUAAAUGAACAGUCUUUAUGGUGAAGUCAAAUAUUCAGUAAAGAUUAUUUGUACUGGUUUUGUUGUUUAUUGUCAAUAAAAUGGGUGUAGACAUUG
Messenger RNA from Salvelinus sp. IW2-2015, 797 nucleotides. RefSeq names its product ladderlectin-like. The record is from RefSeq and is a predicted model, not a curated record. NCBI's taxonomy places the organism in Eukaryota, Metazoa, Chordata, Actinopteri, Salmoniformes, Salmonidae. Gene Ontology annotation, molecular function: signaling receptor activity.